This is a messenger RNA of Aureobasidium pullulans EXF-150, 1302 nucleotides long. Its product is annotated as putative transcriptional co-activator. Bases 1 to 1302 code for a protein of 433 amino acids. NCBI's taxonomy places the organism in Eukaryota, Fungi, Ascomycota, Dothideomycetes, Dothideales, Saccotheciaceae. Gene Ontology annotation, cellular component: SAGA complex. Gene Ontology annotation, biological process: regulation of transcription by RNA polymerase II. The transcript is spliced from 2 exons. Gene Ontology annotation, molecular function: transcription coactivator activity. The record is from RefSeq and is a predicted model, not a curated record.
AUGGACGGCCCCGACCUUUCGCGCAUCGAGUCGGCCGACUCCAAGAUGCAGACGCCCUCGACGAUGCGUAUGGGCGUGCCACGUAUCGACACGGAACCCAUGUUCACUGCCCUGAAGGCUGCUAUUGGUGAAUCAUGGCCAGAAUACAAGACGACCUUGUCUUCCUUCUUCUUGGGAAAACUCAACCAGGCCGAAUUGUCCCAAGUCACGGAUCGACUCCUCUCAUACGCUCCGAGCGUAUCAUACAACGGUGCACUCGUCUCGACAGUCCAUCUACACAACAAGAUCUUCGGUGCAAUACACUCCAACAUCUACCGCGAUCCUCCUCCAGAACCCGUCGCAUCAUGGGUACUCGCUACCGAUGCCCCGGCCUCGGCCAGUGCAAACAAGUCUGUCUCACAGGGCGGUGGUGACAAGGCCGAGGAAAGAUUAAAACGCGAAGUCAUGGCUCUAUCCGCUCGUGACAGAAGGAGGAUAAAGAGUGCAAAGGAUAACCUCGCUGCCGUACCACCAUCCGGCCCUCUGCACGAGAAUGCCACCUACGCGACUGCCCUCACAGUACCCAUCACUUCCUCCCAAAUACCAGACGCCAUACCCACCACAGCAACCUCUCUUAGCAAAACAAAUUGGGAUCUGGAGAUUCGAAGGCGAUAUGCCGUGCCCUUGGCCUCGGAGACGCUAGACUUCCCCUCACGAGCUGACAUUCAAGCCCGUAUUGAGCCCAUAUGCUACGAAGAAGGCGUGGGCUUGUCCGCUGUACCAAUGACAUCCGCCGCUCUGCAGGCCAUAGCAGAGCUUGUCGAAGUUGCCACCGAAACCUUCAUCAAAGAGAAACUCACGGCUUGGUUCUCGACCACACGUAGCAACGCCCCUGGAGACUUGGGUCCAAUCACUGCAAAGUUCCGAGCUCAGAUGCGCAGAGAGGAAGAAGCCAUAGAUCGAGGUCAGCUUGGCAGGAGUGCUGCAGGCUUCUUGCCUUGUGAGCAGGAGGCUUUGACACGAAGAGAACCACUCAGUCUGGAUGAAGUGCGCAUGUCACUACGCCUGGACGAUACCCGCCUUCGUCUCGACCCCUUCCUCGGCGAAGAAAUAAUGGGUGAUGUGGAGAUGGAAAUGGUCGAUACACCCAUGGCAUUAACGAAUGGCGACCAUCACGAACCCCUGGACACCAAAGAAGCAGACGGCGACGCCAUGAUGACUGAUGAUGAUGAUUUGGGCGGCUGGGAAGGCGCGACUGCUGCCGACAGAGACAAUCUGUUUAGCGUACUGGAUUCCGUACUCGCCCCAGGUGGACCCUCAUAG